AUGUGUCUAACUGCACAUUUCAUUAAUGAUGAUUGGAAGUUACCAAAGAGGAUCAUAAAUUUUUGUCAAGUUGAAGACCACAAAGGAGAAACUCUUGGUAAAAAAAUUGAGGCACUUUUAAAGGAGUGGGACAUUGAUGGCCUUUUUACCUUAACUGUGGAUAAUGUGAGUUCCAAUAAUCUAACCAUUAGAUUCUUGAAACGAACAACAAAAUUGUGGAAGGGAACUAUCUUGGGCCAUGAAUUUUUACACAUGCGUUGUUGUGCGCAUAUUCUAAAUCUUAUUGUUAGUGAUGGAUUGAAGGAUCUUGAGUUUUGUAUAGCGAAUGUGAGGCAUGCAGUGAGGUAUGUGAGGUCUUCUCCAAGCCGCCUUGACACUUUUAAAAAUUAUGUGGAAAGUUUGAAAAUUGAGAGUAAGAGUCUCUUGUGCCUAGAUGUGCCAACACGGUGGAAUUCAACAUAUCUUAUGUUGGAGGCAGCAGAAAAAUUUGAGAGUGCUUUUCAAAGAAUGGGUGAGGUGGACUACAAUUACAAACACUACUUUUUGGAUAAUGAAGGGGGUGAGAGGAGAGAGAUGCCUACAGCCGAGGAUUGGGAUAAUUGUAGGGUGUUUUUGAAAUUUCUUAGAAUGUUCUACAAUGCCACAACGAGAUUUUCUAGGUCUUUAUUUGUUACUUCAAACACAUUCUACACUGAAAUUUUUGUCAUUGAAAAUUUGAUUGGACAAUUAAUCAAAAACAAUGAUCCUAUUUUGUCUUCAAUGGCAAAGAAAAUGAAAGAGAAGUUUGACAAGUAUUGGGGAAAUGGGGAUAAAAUCAAUCUACUUUUGUAUGUUGCGGUUGUGCUUGAUCCUAGAAGAAAAAUGAAAUACUUGCAAUUUUGUUUUUCAACAAUUUUUGGUGGAGAUAUGGUGAAAGUGAAAGAAAUGUUAGAUAAGGUAAAAAAUUGUUUGGGCAAAUUGUAUGAUCAUUAUGCCACACUUGAGCCAACAAAUGUGCAUGCCUCCAAUGUAAAUGAAAGAGUAGAUAUGGUGAUAGCUGAAAAUGACCCACACUCUAUUGUGAACUCUCAAUUUAACUCAUUUUUUGAGGGGCAAUUUUCUAGUAGUGGGAGUAUGUCGGAAUUGGACAAGUACUUGGGUGAUAUUAAGAAAGGUGGGAAUAAUUCUCAAUUUGAUAUCUUGGAGUAG
Messenger RNA from Camellia sinensis, 1188 nucleotides. Its product is annotated as zinc finger BED domain-containing protein RICESLEEPER 2-like. NCBI's taxonomy places the organism in Eukaryota, Viridiplantae, Streptophyta, Magnoliopsida, Ericales, Theaceae. Gene Ontology annotation, molecular function: DNA binding. The record is from RefSeq and is a predicted model, not a curated record.